Molecule: messenger RNA, 2205 nt
Organism: Aspergillus mulundensis
Lineage: Eukaryota; Fungi; Ascomycota; Eurotiomycetes; Eurotiales; Aspergillaceae
Product: putative Zn(II)2Cys6 transcription factor
Exons: 4
Coding region: 1-2205 (734 amino acids)
Biological process (GO): DNA-templated transcription; regulation of transcription by RNA polymerase II
Cellular component (GO): nucleus
Molecular function (GO): RNA polymerase II cis-regulatory region sequence-specific DNA binding; DNA-binding transcription activator activity, RNA polymerase II-specific; zinc ion binding
Source: RefSeq, a predicted model, not a curated record
AUGAUCGCCGCUCCGGGACCCGAGCGACGGCGAAGACGGCCAGCAGUAUCAUGCUCUCUCUGUCGGAGACGUAAGAUCAGAUGCAAUCGCGAAAGUCCAUGCAGCAACUGCAUCAAGUCCAAAGCCGAACCAUGCGUUUACGACGCCGAGGCUCUUCCCCGACCGCAGCAGCAUCUCGGAUUUAGCCGGACGGCCGAGCUGGAUCUCUGCAAAGCCACAAACGAUCGCCAAAUGCUGCCUCCAGACGCAGUCGCGUCCCUUCCAAGCUAUGCGUCAAGAUCAAUCCCCUCCAGCACGAAAGGCUCGUCGUCCCAGGCAAGCCACGCUUCGGUUUCGGAGGUGGAGUCGAUGAAGACGAGGAUUAGGCAGCUGGAAGAACAAUUGGCCAAGGUCGCGGAGCCUACGAGACCACCACCGCCGCCCUCUCAGAGCUCCAGGAUGGAAACCAGCACGUCCGAGAUAGCAGGGACGUUCCACAUCAACCACGAGAGCCGCAUGGGCCAUGAUUCGCAAUUCUUUCGAGAUGUUUUUGAGAUGAUCGAGCCGUUCAUCCGGGGGAAGGCCUCUAAAGUUGGUUUUGGCAUCAAAAGGUGCAAAGAACUGGCAAGGACCAUCAAAGCACAACGAACGCCUCAAUGGCCUACGCCGCCAACCUCAGACCUGCCUCCGAAAGGCGUUGCCGACGAACUGGUUGACUGUUACCUUCGUACCAUCGAGACGACGUUCCGAGUCCUGCACGUGCCCACGUUCAAGACCGAAUACGACGCGCUGUGGGUGUCCGAUGCACAACCUAGCACCGCAUUCACAGUCCAGCUCAAACUAGUCCUCGCAUUAGGAGCCAUCACGUAUGAUGAACGAUUCUCCAUGAGGCCGUCCGCGGUUCGCUGGGUGUAUGAAGCACACACCUGGCUCUCCGACCCUGACUUCAAACCUCAACUUAACAUGCAGGCUCUUCAGAGCAGGGUACUUCUGACACUGGCCCGAGAGAUAAUCAAUGUUGGUGGCGACUCGACCUGGAUAUCUGCCGGCGCACUUCUCCGGACUGCCUUGCACAUGGGGCUUCAUAGAGAUCCCUCGGCUCUGCCACCCAGGUCGACGCUUGCAGCUGAGAUGCGGCGGAGACUAUGGAACACAAUUCUAGAGCUAUGCUUGCAGUCGAGCAUUUCCUCCGGUGGAGCGCCUUUGUUGUCCCUUAACGAUUUCGACUGCGCGGCCCCGGGAAAUUUUGAUGACGAACAACUCAUGACCGAGGAUCCGGUACCGAAGGCCGACGAUGAGUAUACCCAGACAUCAAUUGCCAGAGCCUUAAGAAGAACCUACCCACAGCGCCUUGCUAUCGCAAAGUUCCUCAAUGACCUCGGUUCAUAUGGCACGUACGAAGGGACUCUCCGGCUAGAUGCAGAGCUGAGAGAAUCCUACAGAGCGGUUUGUAGGACACUCCGGGGCUAUUCCAGCCGCGGUCCAUCUCCUUCGAAGUUUGAGACAUGUGUUCUCGACUUCAUGAUCCACUACUACGUGUGCUGCCUGCAUAUGCCAUUAUUCGAAAAAUCCCUAGGCGAAGCGGCGUACGCAUUUUCCCGGAAGGUCACCAUCGAGAGCGCUCUCAAGAUGUGGUACGCCAUCUACCCGUCCUCAACAAUCAUCAACUCCGCUCGAGGCGAGGAUGCAUUGGACAAAGGUAAUAUAACUCGCUUUGUGGAAUGCGGGUUUGGUUUCUUCCGCACUGGUUCGAUGGUCGCGACCAUGUUUGUCUCGCUGGAGCUCAAGACCCAGCUUCAGGACGAAGAUAGCCUCGGACCCAGUCCGUACCGUGUCGAUUUAUUCUCCCUGCUGUGCGAUGCAAGAGAGCGUUCUUGGAAUAUGAUCGAAUGUGGCGAGACUAAUGUCAAAGGUUACUUACUGGCGUGCCUCGUAACGGCCCAGAUCGAGGGGCUCAUGAAGGGCGUCGAGGCGAGUAGGCUCCCAGAGUAUCUUCUGCAAGCCGCAGAGGCAGCGGAAGACCGCUGUCUCGCUUUCAUGGAGGAGAAAGCCGGUCAGGGACAGGUUGGUGGUAGUACCGAGACCCUGGACCAGAUGUCUGCGAAUACGGCGCCGUUCAUGGGUGACUGGGAGUUCAUCAUGACCGACUCUUUCCUCAACUAUCCGGGCAACAUUGAACCAAUCAGCUGGGUGUUGAACAACGAAACACGACCGUUCAUGAUGUAA